UUCAGGGGAGUGCUAGUGCUCUGGGAGUGUUGAUAUUUUCCAGUCAGUCCAGCUGACUGCGGCCAAGUUGGGAGCCUGGCAGGGGAAGCGCUUUCAAGAUUGUCGUGCGCGGGGCCGGCCACGCUGCCCUGUUGUAGUACCGCCGCCUGCGAAUUAGAGCCUCGGAGAGAGAAGAGAGUGUGACGGAGUGAACGAGAAGAAAGGCAAAGAACCGAGGCGCCGACUUUGACUGAAAUCUGAGACCGAAGGCUCGGGAGGGCGAUUGCUCGCAUCUGAUUGGUCCGUGGGCGUCAUCGAGGACCUACGCAGGCGUCUCGAUUGGUUGGUGCCCUCACUUGUUGUGGCGGCGGCGUAGAAUUUUGCCCACGUACUUCCGAACGAGAGGCGGGGCCGUGCUCUGGCGCGCGUGCGCAGCGCCCCGGGGCCCCACCCGGUAGUUCAAGAACCUGCGAGGGGGCGGGGCGAGGAGGUGCUUGUUUUGGUUCUGUUUCCUUUGAAGCAGCAGUCCGGAACGAGCGAGCGUAGCAAUAAGCUUGUUGGACUUGGAAAGGAGGCUACGACAAACUCGCCGCGGUGCUUUCAUCUAGGACUUAACAUCCGGGUUCUCCUGCCGCGUGACCCGCGCGCCACCGAGGGUUCUCGAACCGGUGCUUCAAUCCCUUUAUCCGGGUCUCGCCGAUCCCGUCGUGCUUCGCGCACCACAGUAGCCCCCUCAUCCGGGUUCUCUCCCAGCGUGCCCCGCGCCGGGUUUGCUGGGGGGUACUUGGCGGUGCCGCCAUGACUAUUCUCCCCAAAAAGAAGCCGCCGCCUCCCGACGCCGACCCCACCAACGAACCGCCGCCGCCCGGGCCGCUGCCCCCGGCGCCGCGUCGCGGCGGGGGUGUGGGCGUGGGCGGCGGCGGCACGGGUGUGGGCGGCGGCGACCGCGACCGUGACUCGGGCGUCGUGGGGGCCCGUCCUCGGGCCUCGCCACCGCCUCAGGGCCCGCUACCGGGGCCACCGGGAGCGCUUCACCGCUGGGCGCUGGCCGUGCCGCCUGGCGCCGUGGCGGGUCCGCGGCCACAGCAGGCCUCUCCUCCUCCCUGCGGGGGCCCUGUUGGUCCCGGCGGCGGUCCCGGCGACGCGCUGGGCGCAGCAGCGGCGGGUGUGGGCGCGGCGGGCGUGGUGGUGGGCGUGGGCGGAGCGGUAGGCGUUGGCGGUUGCUGCUCUGGGCCGGGCCACAGCAAGCGUCGGCGUCAAGCCCCCGGGGUCGGAGCGGUUGCAGGGGGCAGUCCAGAGCGUGAGGAGGUCGGCGCAGGUUAUAACAGUGAAGACGAGUAUGAAGCGGCUGCUGCUCGCAUCGAGGCAAUGGACCCCGCAACCGUCGAGCAGCAGGAGCACUGGUUUGAAAAGGCCCUGAGAGACAAGAAGGGCUUCAUCAUCAAGCAAAUGAAGGAGGACGGCGCCUGUCUCUUCCGGGCUGUAGCUGACCAGGUGUAUGGAGACCAGGACAUGCAUGAGGUUGUGCGAAAGCAUUGCAUGGACUAUCUGAUGAAGAAUGCUGACUACUUCUCCAACUAUGUAACAGAGGACUUCACCACCUACAUCAACAGGAAGCGGAAAAACAACUGCCAUGGCAACCACAUUGAGAUGCAGGCCAUGGCAGAGAUGUACAACCGGCCCGUGGAGGUGUACCAGUACAGCACAGAACCCAUCAACACAUUCCAUGGGAUCCAUCAAAACGAGGAUGAACCCAUCCGCGUCAGCUACCAUCGGAAUAUCCACUACAAUUCAGUGGUGAAUCCCAACAAGGCCACCAUCGGUGUGGGGCUAGGCCUGCCAUCAUUCAAACCGGGGUUUGCAGAACAGUCCCUGAUGAAGAAUGCCAUAAAAACAUCAGAGGAGUCCUGGAUUGAACAGCAGAUGCUGGAAGACAAAAAGCGGGCCACAGACUGGGAGGCCACAAAUGAGGCCAUUGAGGAGCAGGUGGCUCGAGAAUCCUACCUGCAGUGGCUGCGGGAUCAGGAGAAACAGGCCCGCCAGGUUCGCGGCCCCAGCCAGCCCCGGAAAGCCAGCGCCACAUGCAGUUCUGCCACAGCAGCAGCCUCCAGUGGCCUGGAGGAGUGGACCAGCCGGUCCCCGCGGCAGCGGAGUUCAGCCUCUUCACCCGAGCAUCCUGAGCUGCACGCCGAGCUGGGCAUCAAGCCCCCUUCCCCAGGCACUGUCUUAGCUCUUGCCAAACCUCCUUCACCCUGUGCACCAGGUACAAGCAGCCAGUUCUCGGCAGGGGCCGACCGAGCUACUUCCCCCCUCGUGUCCCUGUACCCUGCUCUGGAGUGCCGGGCUCUCAUUCAGCAGAUGUCCCCCUCUGCCUUUGCAGGUCUGAAUGACUGGGAUGAUGAUGAGAUCCUAGCAUCGGUGCUGGCAGUGUCCCAACAGGAAUACCUAGACAGUAUGAAGAAAAACAAAGUGCACAGAGAUCCACCCCCAGACAAGAGUUGAUGGAGACCCAGAGACUGGAGACCAUCUCCCAACCCCCACCACUCCUGCCCUCCGGUGCCGCCCCACCUUCUUUGGCUUUCUUCCCUCCUGCCUUCUUCCCUCUCUCCCCUCCUUUCCCUCCUCCCCACUUCCCUCUGGCUGGCCCACCCCUGCACCCCUUCUCAUCGCUGCCAUCACCACCAUCACCUGUCUCUUCGCCAGCUGACGUGCCCUCUUGCCCCCUGCACAGCACCAUCCCUGCAUUCCACAGGGGACUUGGGCAAGGGUGCCGAAGGUAGGCGAGAGGCACACAGAAACAAACCAACUGGCAGCCAGGCAGCCCCUGAGGAGAGACAUUCAGACAGAGGAAAGUCUCCCUGCCCCCCAUUCCUUCCAAGAUCAGAAAAACUUGUCACCCCGCCUCCACAAUGAUGCUGGGGAGGUGGGAGGAAGAAGUGGGAAUUCCCCUUCCCAGUACCCCAAGAAUGUCUGAGCCUUCAAUGUUGAAUUUUUUUCUUUAUUAAAAUGUACUUUUAUCUUAUAAAAUCAACCAAUCCAAAAUGAUGUAGACAAUAGCAGUGGCUCUGUGAAGGCGGCAUCUCUGGUUUGGGAGCAGACAGGCCAUGGGGACAGAGGGGGCACAAAGAUGUGGUUACUGUCUCUUGCCUCCAGCUCUGUGGAGGUAGGCAGGGUCUAGAGUGCAAGCCGGGGUGGGGGCAGGGGGCAGGUGUCUUGUGGGCUUUCGACAAUGAGACUCUUGACCUUGCUGCAUUCCUACUGCUUCUACACCACUACCACUGCCACCACCACCAUCACUAUCACCACUACCACUACUACCACUGGGUCUCUUCGGAUCUUGGGGUGGGGGGCACCUUUGAGGAUCAUGGCUGCUACCGCCCAGGAUUUGAGCGUGGGGAGUGGGCACAGCCUCAGCAGAUGGGACACCCGUGCCCUGCAGGUGUUGACAAGAUCCACCAUCUGUAACGUCCUUGGCACAAUAAAACCAAAUGUUAGUUUCCCCUGAGCGCCUCUGUUCUAUGUGGGGCACAAGGUGGGUGGGCCUCUGGGCAGAGGUGGUGAUGGCCUAGGCCUUGGCUUGACCUCUGAGGGCUGCAUGCUCUCCAGUAAGCUCUGUCUGUGGGCCCAGAGUUUGUUCAUAUUUGAUUCACUGCUUACUAAACCAACUUCUGGACCUGUUAUUACCAAGAAAGCUCCAUCUUUGCUUGCUGCCCCUGCCUCCGUUCUGUCACAUGUAGCCUGCCCACCCUGUAUCCUGGGUUGUGAUGGGAGCAGAGGACUAGGAGCUUGAGGGCUGGGACCGAAGUUCCACCUUUACUGCCUGCCUCCUUCCCUAUGUGUGUUUGCUUUUUCCUUGUGAUAUUUGAUGUAGAAAUGCUUUGGAAAGGCACAACGGAUGCUUCAUAUCAACGUAAGUGUAGUGGAAUUGACUGGAGGGGCCUCUCUGGUGUAAGGAAUGGUUAAACCCUUUCUUGUUCAUGUUCCCAGUCCUCUGACAUCCAUGCCCCUGCCUUUCCUUGGCGUACAACCAAGGCAGAGAAGGAUGGCUGGCCCCCAGGUUUUGUCAAGAGUGUAUAUUGCUGUGCCUCACUAAUGAGGCCCCUAUUUAAGGAUGCAUGUCCAGCUCUGCCAGUAAAGGCAUGGUGGCUGAGUGGCCAUCUUGUGGGGUAUCUGUGGAAUCCACUAGUCAAUCAUCCAGAUGUUGGAGAGUUGGUUUGGAACCCACCUUGUUUUUUUCUAGCUAUGUGACCUUGGCCAAAUCACAGGCUGAGGUUCAAGGGUCCCACCGUGUGUACAACAGGAGUGAUUAAUGUCUACUACCUCACGCUCUCUCUGGUUGUGAGCAUUGAGAGAGAAGCAUGUGGUCAACAUAAAAUGUCUGAUGGCAUGGUGCCUGGCAUGUUCUGAGAGCCCAAAUGUUAGCAGAUAGUAUUUAUUUACCUAAUGUUGAAGUUUUUUACACCAUCUGGCCCCUGCCUACCUCUUCUUGCUGCUCUCUCCAGUUUCAUUGGCCCCUGCCUGGAAUUUGCCCUUUCCAUAUCCUGAGCCCCCAACCUUGUCCUUCAAGAUGGGUAGUGUCACCUUUUGAGAAGCCCUGUGUGACCCCAUCCAUAUUCCCAUCUCUAUCCACGAAUAUGUCUUUACUCCUUCCCCAAUAACUCUGUGAUUCACUUCCUGGGCAAGGGCUGUGAUGCCUAACUUAAUCUGUGUAUCUCUAAUAUCUGCACCCCUGCCAGGGCCUGGCAGGCUUACAGUAGACCCCUAAUAAAUAUUGGAUGAAUAAGG
Messenger RNA from Canis lupus familiaris (dog), 4764 nucleotides. RefSeq names its product OTU deubiquitinase 5 (gene OTUD5). Gene Ontology annotation, biological process: protein deubiquitination. The record is from RefSeq and is a predicted model, not a curated record. The coding region runs from base 778 to 2481 and encodes 567 amino acids. The transcript is spliced from 9 exons. Lineage: Eukaryota; Metazoa; Chordata; Mammalia; Carnivora; Canidae. Gene Ontology annotation, molecular function: cysteine-type deubiquitinase activity; K63-linked deubiquitinase activity.